AUGGCUCCCGAGCGUGCCGGCACGAUGAUCGCCAAGGCCGCCACCGCGGCGGUGAAGCCCGCGACGAGGGCGUACGUGACGUUCCUGGCGGGCGACGGGGACUACUGGAAGGGCGUGGUGGGCCUGGCCAAGGGCCUCCGCAAGGUCCGCUCGGCCUACCCGCUGGUGGUGGCCGUGCUGCCCGACGUGCCGGAGUCCCACCGCCGCAUCCUCGUCUCGCAGGGCUGCAUCGUCCGCGAGAUCGAACCCGUGUACCCGCCUGAGAACCAGACGCAGUUCGCCAUGGCGUACUAUGUCAUCAACUAUUCCAAGCUCCGCAUCUGGGAGUUCGUGGAGUACGAGAGGAUGGUGUACCUGGACGCGGACAUCCAGGUGUUCGAGAACAUCGACGAGCUGUUCGAGCUCGAGAAGGGGCACUUCUACGCGGUGAUGGACUGCUUCUGCGAGAAGACGUGGAGCCACACGCCGCAGUACAAGAUCGGCUACUGCCAGCAGUGCCCGGACGAGGUGGCGUGGCCAACCGCCGAGCUGGGCCCUCCGCCGGCGCUCUACUUCAACGCCGGCAUGUUCGUGCACGAGCCCAGCAUGGCCACCGCCAAGGCACUCAUCGACACCCUCCGCGUGACUCUGCCCACCCCCUUCGCAGAGCAGGACUUUCUUAACAUGUUCUUCAGGGACCAGUACAGGCCGAUCCCGAACGUGUACAACCUCGUGCUCGCCAUGCUCUGGAGGCACCCCGAGAACGUGCAGCUGGAGAAGGUGAAGGCCGUGCACUACUGCGCGGCGGGGUCGAAGCCGUGGAGGUUCACGGGGAAGGAGGCCAACAUGGACAGGGAGGACAUCAAGAUGCUGGUGAAGAAGUGGUGGGACAUCUACAACGACGAGUCGCUGGACUUCAAGGGCCUGCCCCUCUCCCCCGCCGACGCCGACGACGAGGUGGAGGCGGUGGCCAAGAAGCCGCUCCGCGCAGCGCUGGCGGCGGCCGGCACGGUCAAGUACGUCACGGCGCCCUCGGCCGCGUGA
Miscanthus lutarioriparius is the source of this 1023-nucleotide messenger RNA. The record is from the annotation of a GenBank genome assembly. Lineage: Eukaryota; Viridiplantae; Streptophyta; Magnoliopsida; Poales; Poaceae.